Molecule: messenger RNA, 1812 nt
Organism: Knipowitschia caucasica
Lineage: Eukaryota; Metazoa; Chordata; Actinopteri; Gobiiformes; Gobiidae
Source: the annotation of a GenBank genome assembly
AUGUUAAGGCAAGGGCUGUUCAUCGCCGCUUGCAGACCUGGUUCGGUCUCGGUGCUGCAGUCUCCAAAAUGGCGGCUCCCCUGGUCCUCCACAACAGAAGCAUUGUGUCUGCGGGACCAGAGUGCAGCACAGGCGGCCUCCGAAGCGCUCAGCAUCGGCCUUAAGUCUCCACACACGCCCCUCCUUUCUCUGCUCGGGCUCCGCUGCUCUCUCCCGGUCUCUUGCAUCUCUCCCCGGGUCUCACAUCUCUACCCGGGCCUCACGCCUCUCCCCGACGGGCUUCGCGCCUCUCUCCCCGGGCCUCGCUGCUCUCCUCGCGGCUGCAGCAUCAUGAACGGGCCCGUGUAUAUCUCCUUCUUCCAAGGCCAGUUGGAGUCCGUGCUGGAGCAGGUGGUGCAUCUGGCCGUGCAGGAGAUCAGUAAGACCGUGGGAUGCAGUCUUAAUAACCUGCUGCUGGAGACGGCCUCCAAGGAGCAGGAGAACCGCCGACUGCGAGUGCAAAUUCAGACCGAGCAGGAGCAGUGCGGUGUGGGCAGAGAAAAGGCCCGAGAGGGGAACCAGGGGACCGGGCUGAAGAGCGUGCCUAGGGCCAAAGAGGGACACAGCAGGCCCGCAGAGCAGAACCAGAACAGGCCGGGAGAGCAGAACCAGAGCACCGCAGCGAAGGGCCAAAGCAGAGCCGGGACUCAGGGCUUGGACUGUGGCCUUAGAUGUGACUCACGACGCCUGGAACAGAGAGGACGUGUUGUGGAGCAGCUGAAGUGUGUGAUGCAGCGGGUCCUGGACUUCGCUCUCUCUGAACUCACCAAAAUCGUCGAAGCUUCAUUUGACGAUUUGCUGCUGGAGAUCACUAAGAUGGAGUCAGAGCAGAAGAGCCUACUGGAGAGGUCGAUGGAGCGGCGACUGAACCACGACCGACGAGGAUCUGAGAAUGAGUCUGUGUCCCCAAGUGACGAAGAGGAGGUCAGAGAGGAGGAGGAGGACAGAGAAGACCUUCCCUGGGUCCCUAUCUUGGAUAAAGUGUUCGGGCAGAAGUGGUGCGGUGAGGCAUGGAGCACAGAUGGAGGUGUUACCACGGAGACAGGAGUAGGUGGUUGUGGUUCUACACUGGCCCCGCCCCUCAGCCUGGACCCCCGCCCCUCCUCGCCACAGACUGACCCGCGCUGGACGCCGCUCGAGGACAUGGAAGUGUUUUCUCCUGAUGACGAUGCCAAUGUCGCCACAGCAACAGAGUCAGCCCUGCCCACAUCUGCUACACCCACAGCUACAUGUUCAGGCUCUGUUCACAGCCCCAAAGCGGCGUCCAUGUUGCACCGCCUCCUUACGCUCCCCUCGCAGCUGCUCGACGACGAGGACGCCGAUGACGGCGAAUUGGAGACCAUCUCCAUGGUGACAGAUGCGGCCCUCGCCACAGAGGCACCCUCGAGCUUGAUGUCUCCCACAGCAACCAGAGAUGAGGAAGAGGAAGAGGAGGAGGAGGGGAGACGGAAGAAGAAGCGGCGGCGCGUGUGGACGGAGUGCGAGGACUGUGGGCGCCGCUUCAGCCGCAUUUCGCUGCUGAAAACUCACCGUCAGACGCAUCAGAGCGAGACUCACCAGGGCGAGAGCGCCACGCUGAGCUGUGGCACCUGUGGGAAGCGCUUCUCCUCCCAGACCAGACUGCAGAGCCACAUACACACCAGCCACGGGGCCAGCCACGGGGCCAGCCACGGGACCAGCCACGGGGCCAGCCACGGGGCCAGCCACGGGGCCAGCCACGGGGCCAGCCACGGGGCCAGCCACGGGGCCAGCCACGGCGUCACGCAGGCCUGA